Messenger RNA from Plodia interpunctella (Indianmeal moth), 2962 nucleotides. RefSeq names its product Transmembrane 9 superfamily protein member 4 (gene TM9SF4). Bases 150 to 2024 code for a protein of 624 amino acids. The record is from RefSeq and is a predicted model, not a curated record. Gene Ontology annotation, biological process: protein localization to membrane. Gene Ontology annotation, cellular component: membrane. The transcript has 9 exons. Lineage: Eukaryota; Metazoa; Arthropoda; Insecta; Lepidoptera; Pyralidae.
UGCUGUCAAAGUCAUGUUGAUAGUUAAUGGAAUAGCUGACGGUGACGGUUGUAGAGGUACACUUACAAAUUUUUGUUAAUUGUUCUGUACAAUGGUUCAAUUGAUUGCUAAAUUAAUCUGUGAAAUUAAAAGUUGAUAUCUACACAAAUAUGGUUCAAUUUCUUCUUCAGUGUCUCAUCAUUUGUAGUAUCAUUUUAUACAGCAAUGGAUUUUACGUUCCUGGUGUGGCUCCAGUGGAGUUUAAGAAAGGCCAAAGAAUUGAGGUUAAAGCAGUGAAAAUGACAAGUACACAUACACAGCUGCCAUAUGAAUAUUACUCACUUCCAUUUUGUUUACCUAAAAAUGGUACAUUUGUUUACAAAUCUGAGAACUUGGGUGAAGUACUGCGUGGGGAUCGAAUUGUAAAUACUCCUUAUGAAGUUCAUAUGGCGGAAAACAUUAAGUGCCGUCUGUUAUGUCAUCAAAAGAAUACCCCAAUCAAUUGGAGUGUAGAAGAGUCUGAGAAAGUAGCAAGUCGCAUCGAACAUGAAUACUUUGUCCAUCUGCUAAUUGAUAAUUUACCGGUGUCAACAAAAAUUGUGAAUAUGGAAACAUUGGAGAGAACCAUAGAACAAGGUUAUCGUUUAGGCAUUAUGUAUGAAGGCAAAGCAUACAUUAAUAAUCAUCUAAAAUUUCUCCUUAAAUAUCAUAAACACGGGAUAGAUUCAUACCGUGUAGUUGGUUUCGAAGUUGAAGCUCUAUCUAUUGACAAAAAUGAAUUGACAUUUACUGAUGAUACUUGUCAGCUUCCAAGUAUUCCUAAGAGGCAAUUGGUGAAUGAAGACACAGGCACUAAACUGUAUUUUACAUAUUCUGUGGAAUGGGGCGAGUCUGAGAUACAGUGGGCAUCUCGUUGGGACAUGUAUUUAGGGAUGAAAGAUACACAAAUACAUUGGUUUUCAAUUGUGAACUCAAUUGUAGUACUAUUCUUCUUAUCAGGUAUAUUGACUAUGAUUAUGGUAAGGACAUUAAGGCGAGACAUAGCUCGGUAUAAUUCUGAUGAAAUGAUGGACGAUAUGAUAGAAGAAACAGGGUGGAAACUGGUUCAUGGAGAUGUGUUUCGUCCUCCACCAAAAAGAAUGCUUUUCGCUGCUGUUAUUGGAAGUGGCAUUCAAGUAUUUCUCAUGGCUCUCAUCACUAUUUUUAUAGCCAUGCUUGGAAUGUUAUCACCAGCAAGUCGAGGUGCAUUAAUGACGGCUGCUAUAUUCCUUUAUGUAUUCAUGGGACUUAUUGCUGGCUACUACUCGGCGCGCUUGUACAGCACUAUGAAAGGGAAACAGUGGAAACAGGCUGCAUUCCUGACAGCUACUCUUUAUCCAGCAAUUGUCUUUGGAACCUGCUUCUUUUUAAACUUCUUCAUAAUGGGUAAACAUUCCAGUGGUGCAGUUCCUUUUUCCACAAUGAUGGCAUUGUUAUGUUUAUGGUUCUGCAUAUCACUUCCAUUGGUGUACUUGGGCUAUUAUUUUGGAUGUCGUAAGCAACCAUUCCAACAUCCCGUUAGAACCAAUUUCAUUCCAAGAAAAGUUCCUGAGCAAGUGUGGUAUAUGAAUAUUUUUGCAUGUAUUUUAAUGGCUGGAAUCCUACCGUUCGGAGCUGUAUUCAUAGAACUAUUCUUUAUCUUCAAUGCACUAUGGGAAAACCAAUUUUACUAUUUGUUUGGAUUCCUGUUCCUGGUAUUCUGCAUACUAGUAAUUUCUGUAUCACAAAUAUCAAUUGUAAUGGUCUACUUCCAGUUGUGUGGUGAGGAUUAUCAUUGGUGGUGGAAGAGUUUUAUCGUGUCUGGGGGCUCUGCUGUGUAUAUUUUAAUUUAUUCAGUCUUUUAUUUCUUCACCAAAUUGGAAAUAACAGAGUUCAUACCAACUUUGCUGUACAUCGGUUACACAGGACUCAUGGUUUUGACGUUUUGGCUUUUGACCGGCACAAUUGGAUUCUUUGCAGCCUACACUUUUAUACGAAAAAUCUAUGGAGCUGUGAAAAUUGACUAAGUCGUAAUUAAGGAAAUUUAACUAAAUUAUGUAGUUUAUUUGGAUCUGAGUGAUUUAAUUUACUGCUGAGAUUUUGUUAUGUGUAUAUAGUAUCAUAAUGUUGCAUUUUUAGUCAUUUAAGGGAUUAGUUUGCAUGAAAGUUUUGACUAUCGGCCAAAAACUUAAAAAUAUCACUCGUUAAGUCACGUGUUUUCAUUAUGAUUCGCCGAGUCGACACGCUAAGAAGAAGGAUAUUUAUAUAAUAUUAUCUUAUAAAAUAUAAUAUUUACUCAACAAAAUGUGAGUAAAUAUUAUAUUUUAGGUACUUGGUCGUAAUUAAAACAUUAUAUUUCCCAUCUUAAGGCGUACCCUACACGCUAGCGCCGACAUCGCAGUUUAGCCAUGUGUUCAUUCCCUUUGUCAACCGAAUGAGGUCGCCACCAUCAAUAUUAGUGGCCAGUGAAUGAAGCCAAACAAAAGGUUAGAGCGCAUAUUACAAGUUAGCAAUAAGACAGCAGGCUUUACAGUAGAAACGUUAAAAUUUGCAAGGAAUUAAAAUUCAAACCCCAGGUUUAGACCCAGAAAGAAGAAUUAUUUUUCUUGUUUAAUUAUUUUCAUCAGAACUUAGUCGGAAACAAAAUCAUCAUUCGAUCUUUUUCUAUUAUGCAGUCAACGUCUUCUUGCUUAGAAGACGUUGACUUUAUUGUAUGAAGAGAAAGGAAUAUAUUGACUUAUGUUUUAUGUGUACACUUAAUACAAUCAACAGCAUGUCAAGUUACCCUGUAUGCAUAUAUAUUAUUCUGCAGUAAGAACGGUGAAUUUUCAAUUCAUCAUAGGUUGAUGAGCUGUUGACUGUACCUAACACAUGAUACUAUUUAAUUUAAAUGUUUUGUGAUUCAAUUCAGUUAUAUGAAGUAUAAUCUAUGAUAAAAUGAAUAUCAAUAAAGCUAUGAACAACC